This is a messenger RNA of Saprolegnia parasitica CBS 223.65, 330 nucleotides long. RefSeq lists its product as hypothetical. Lineage: Eukaryota; Oomycota; Saprolegniomycetes; Saprolegniales; Saprolegniaceae. The record is from RefSeq and is a predicted model, not a curated record. The transcript has a single exon. Bases 1 to 330 code for a protein of 109 amino acids.
AUGAAAGAGCGUGUGUCGCGACCAACUCGACAGGUCGUGACCAAGCAUUAUUACCAGCUUGGUCGUCUCCCGACAGCGCUCAUUCUCAACUCCCUCGCCAUCUUUCCUGCGCUCAUUGCCAGCAGCAGCAGUGCCACUAUGGUUGCCGCCGGUACGCCAGCGAUGGGCGUCGCAACGAAAGUGGGCACCGAGGCGAGCCACAAGCAACCGCAGCAGCUCCGCGAAGGCGGCCAAAAGGAGUGCUUUGGGUCGAUCUGUGGCGGUGGUUUCGGCUGGGGUCUCGGCGGCGGGUGCGGCCUCUUCUCGCCGUUCGGAUGCGGCUGGUUCUAA